Theobroma umbraticum is the source of this 2354-nucleotide messenger RNA. Its product is annotated as Mitochondrial glycoprotein family protein. NCBI's taxonomy places the organism in Eukaryota, Viridiplantae, Streptophyta, Magnoliopsida, Malvales, Malvaceae. The record is from RefSeq and is a predicted model, not a curated record. Gene Ontology annotation, cellular component: mitochondrial matrix.
CGCCUAUUCUGUUUUUUUUAUUUUCUUUGGUGUAAUUCCUGGAGGACGAAAAUUCAAUUAACCAGCAGGGGAAAAAGAAAAAAUGGCUGGCUUCAUUCGAAGAACAAUCCUCUCUGCCUCAAAACCCCUGACUAAUGGCUGCCGAUCACGACUCGCAACUGCAUCUUCACUUCUCCAAUACGAACCAUACGCGACCAGCACAGUCCACAAAUCGCCUUUCAAAGCCAACAUCCUCAGAAUCCUAAGCAACGAGAUCGAGUACCAGCACGACUACGCGCCGCCCCAUCAGCCUGCCACGAGUUUCAAUUCAUUUACGUUCCAAGAUCGACCGGGAGAGAAGUGGGUGACAAUGAGGGGAAAACAUGGAGACAAUGAGGAAAUUAAAAUUGAAGUAACUAUGUUUGACGGGUGUGUGUUUGUUCCUAAACCUGGGGAAGACAGCUCCGGGGAAGAUGUGCUUCUUCACAUUAGCUUGCUUGUUGAUAUUUCCAAGGGUCAAGGUUGUCCUGAAUUAGAAUUUUUGUGCUCGGCUUGGCCUGGCCGGUUAGAGAUUCAGAGAGUUUACUUGCUAAAUCGCAAUAGGAUUAUGACUAACCCUUACAUGGGACCUGAUUUCAGGAAAAUGGAUGGGAAACUUCAAAAGAUGCUUUAUGAUUACUUAGAAGCGAGGGGGGUAAAUAGUGAACUUUGUGUUUUCCUGCAUGAGUAUAUGAUGAACAAGGAUAGGAUUGAACUUAUCCAAUGGUUGGGAAAUGUCAAAUCCAUUGUGGAGAAAUAGAGUGAAUUUUGUUUUUAAAUUUUUGAUCUCGCUAAUUAGAAAUUUUCUAUACUAGGUUCAUGAUAUUUUUGGUUUAGAUUCCUCUUUGCUUUGUGGCCAUCUAAUGUGGAACAUAAAACCCGAAUUGAUCAACCAUAUUGUGGCAUUUGACUGCUAUCAGUUUUAUUGUCUUGCUCUAACUUAGCUGAUGAAUUUGUGAAGGUAAGCAUUCUCUUUGUGAAAAAUCUGUAGUGGUGCUGGUAAUGAAUAGUUUCUAAGGAUUCUUUGUAUUUGAAGACUCUCGUUUUAGAGUUUUGAUAUGUUUUAACCAAAUUUUAGGGUCUGAAAGUGGUCAACAACCUGUAUGUGCAGUGCUGUAUCAAGCCUUGCCAUUGAACUAUAAUGAUGUUGUCUCAUAAUAUUCCUUAAGUAACUUAUGGUAUCUGCUAUUAUCACUUCUAUGUUGUAUGCCUAUCAAAGCGUUAUAUUGGAAGGAAUUACUGAAAAGACAUUAAAUUUAAAAUAAAACUAACUCAAGUAUAUAAAACCUUUUCCCCUGGGAAAAAAAAGAAAAGAAGGGAAAGAAAGAUAUGCUCCAAUAGCAUCAAUUUCUGUACGGACAUUUACAUUUGACCUUUCCUAUCAAUCUAUUGUUCCAUCCUUCCCUGCUAGCAGGAAGCUUAGACAUUAAUAGUUGAAAUCUCUAUAUGAUGGAUGCAAGCAUAUGGUUUGGUAGCCUCAGCCUAUCUUAGUACCAUUAACUAAAGUAUUCCUACCUCCACUGAAUCUAUCUUGGUAUUGCACAGCUUACAAUGAUCAAUGUAGUAUACUGUAGUUCUAUUAAGUGAUGUGUUGCUUUAAGACAAAAUCAAUUGCUCAUUCUUCUUUGCUUUUCUUAAUUGGAAACUCCUCACUUUAAAUCUCAAGAAAUUACAGUGGUGAUUCUGCCAGGUAUGCUUCAUUCAUUCUUUUGAUUUAUACAACAUAAGUGAGCUAUUAUGUCUUGAAAUUUGUUCAUUUUAGCAGCUCUUAACAAGGUUCUGGCAUUUAUUGUCUUGAGAGAAAGCAAUUAUUUGUAGGUCUCAACAAGCUAGUAUUGAUUUUCUUGGGAAGUUUUUGCUUCAACUCAUUGUUACUGACUUACCAUAUUACUAUAUUGAACCUUUUCUGCUAUAUAUGUUGCAUGAAGUAACUAGUUUUCACUUCACUUGUUUCUGAUUGAUUCCUGCAUGAUUUGUAGACCUUGUCUCUUGGUCAGCCCUGAGUAGUCUGAAUAGGAUUUGAAACUUUCACUGAAUAGUUGAUAAUGUAUCUUUACAUAGCUCCACUAUCCCAACUAUUAUAUUUCUCUUGUGACUGAAGAUAGAGCUUUAGCUGAAAUUUGGAUUCACAUACACAUUGGACUUGGGUUGCAAUUGUUUGUUUGUCUAGUUUAGUGGAUGGCACUAGGGUAGUUGCCAGUCACACCGUUUGUUUCCUACCAGUAACGUGCCCCAUACAGUUCUCUACUGAUGAUUCAGCAUUUUUGGUUUCUUGUGAUUCCUUUUUUUAUUUCUUCAAUAAUUUUUUCAGUGUCUUAUAACAGCUGUCUAAUUUG